Messenger RNA from Triplophysa dalaica, 3569 nucleotides. RefSeq names its product ankyrin repeat domain-containing protein SOWAHB-like. NCBI's taxonomy places the organism in Eukaryota, Metazoa, Chordata, Actinopteri, Cypriniformes, Nemacheilidae. Gene Ontology annotation, molecular function: protein binding. The record is from RefSeq and is a predicted model, not a curated record. Bases 133 to 2166 code for a protein of 677 amino acids. The transcript has a single exon.
CGCAGGUAUGCAGGUGGAACUGAGAGACACAAGUGGGCGGAGUUGUAAUGUGAACAAGCCUCGAGCUAAACCGUUUCUCGGGUCCUUUCAGUUUGAGCGUGAGACCCACGCGACGGUUCACGCGCGUGCAGCAUGGCCGUCGAGUUCACGCAGGAGUCCGUGCUGCGAUUUAUCCUCAGCAACGGCGGCAAAGUGCGAAACGCGGACUUGUUGACCCACUACAGACGCUUCCUGCGCGAGGACGAGGAGAGAGUGCAGAACCGCGAGUUGUUCAAGAAGUACGUGAACUCCGUGGCGACGGUGCGACAGGAGGACGACGCGUCUCACGUUGUGCUGAGGAAAAAAUACAGCGCGCUUCUCGGAAACGUCGCCAAGAAUCUCGACCCUUCACCAGUGAGUAGAAACCAGGGCUGUUUACCACAAACUGCUCCUAAAACUCAUGUUGAGGUCUUGCCUGCUGCUGGAAUUGUAACCACCACAACCAAAAACAACAAUAACAACGAUUUAACUCCUAGCUUUGAGAAGGACGUCCAAACUUUAACCCGUAGCGUAGAACAACCUGUAUUAUCCAUUAAGGGCACCUGCCCUUUGAGACCAACCUCACCUGACAUUGACAGUCGCUCGAGUGGGAGUGGCCAAAGUGUUCAGCCACAGGAGACGAAGGCGACCCGGGAGGCAAGCGGGGUGGAACAUGUUGUUUACCCCGCCAAACAGAGACAAUUAAGGGAAGCAGAUGGUUGCGAGCAGUCUUUUGUCAAGCCUGCAUGUUACUACGAGGUUAGAGUGUCGCCUCCGCCCGGAAAGCCCGUCACGGACGCUCAUAAACAAUUCCCAAAAUGUGCAGAAGGGCCUCCACUGCUUUCCAUUGGUCAGUCUCACAUAUCCACCUCGACUCCAUGUCUGCUGGACGCCCCUCAGUACGUGCAAACCCCCCUGUACACCCAAGCUGGGCUGAGCCGGAGCAAUGGCAGUCUACCGAGGCCACAUGGACCCUCAGAUCCCUCAAAAGCUCAAAACCUUCCUUCCUUAUAUCUGCAGCCCUGUCACACAAAAAAUCUUACUUCUAGUCAUGACAGCCUUUCGACGACCUCCCCCAAAUCCCUUGUGUCUGACACGGGUUGGAAUCAGGGCUCCGGGCGUGACGAGUGGUCCAGCGACGAUGGUUCCAGGUAUCUCUCCGGGCAAGAUGAGAACGGUGUACGUUCAUUGCUGCGUCGCAAUCAGGAGACGAGAUUGUUGUCUCAGCAGCAUCAACCGAGCCAUGACGUCGGACCCUUGCACCACUCCACCGGUCACCUUGAAGACCAGUCGUCCUCGCGCAGCGCCUCGCCGGAGACGCAUCACGGACCCAUCGCCCGGCGUCUCAGCUCUCGCCUGCGUAGUCGCAUGUGCCGCAGCCUCGGAGAAAACCUGGACCUGCCGUUCCCGGAGGACACCUCCUCGGCCCGGCUUAACCGUCUCCAGCUGCUAUCCUCCACCCUGAGCAUGGGCAAUUUAGUUUCCGCCCCCUCCAGCAGAGGCUCCCGUGAAUUCUCCUCGCCCGCCGGGUCCUUGCGAAAUUUGCACGAUGCUUCCUUCAGCAGUAAACAUUCCUCAGUCCCACUCGAGCCCAGAGAGCACGAGUGGUUUGUUAAAGCAGCGUCAGGGACGUGGACCGACAUCUACGCCCUCUUCCGAGAGGACCCCAACCUCCUCUACAAACGGGACUUCAUAUCCGGCUUCACCAUCCUCCACUGGAUCGCCAAGCACGGUGACCAUCGUGUUCUGAACACGCUUUCGUACGGAGUGGAAAAGGCCGGUAUGACUCUAGACCUGGACGCCAAGACCCUGUGCGGGUACACGCCGCUUCACCUGGCGGCCAUUCACGGGCACAAGAAACUAAUUCGCCUCGUGGUGCAGAAGUUCAAAGCUGACGUUCGGAUCAGGGACAGCAGCGGGAAGAGGCCGUGGCAGUACUUGAGUCAAGAUGAAAACAGGGAAGUUUUGGAGCUUCUGGGAGCACCGCAGAAGAUGAUCGGCGCCAGUUCAGCAUCGCUCAGCUCUGGGGAGAAACUCCCAAUGAGACCUGCCACCGCCAAAAUAAACGUAAAGAGACAUACAUCCAUCGCUGCACUGUUUAAACACAAAUCUCACUUGAGGGUCACCUCCGCUUCGGAAGCUUUUUAGUUUUCCCCAGCUGGACUCUUUGAUUGGUGGCACCUUUUCUGGGGUGAAGAAAUAUGCACUUUGUCACUUAUUUUAGGAUUGAAAAUCUAUUACACUCAAAGCCAAAGGGAUUUUUUAAUGUUUUGUUCUCAGUGAACAGGUGUAUGUGUGUGUGACACGGGGUUUCUGUGCUCCGUGUGAAUGUCCUUUAAUCUGCUGUGUUGUUUUGAACGCUCUUUAUUAAAAAGUAAGAGUGUUUUAUGAUAUGUAUCGUUUGCACCAGUGUUGUGAAUUGAAAACUCUAGUCAUGUCGUCACAGAGAUCAUAAGACGUUUUCUAUUGAAAACAAGUUUUUCAUUUCCAGACAGAUUUGGUUCGAUGCCCUAUAAUGCUCUUAAGCUCCUCAAGUAUUUUUGCUCUCUCUGUUAAUCUAGGAAACUAUGCGGUUUGCAGACACGCUGGUGUUCUGUAAUCGUGUUAAAGCACCAAAACACGACGUUUACAUUCUGUAAUUUCUUGAGAUGGGAUGAUAAAUGAUAUGUGGUUUUGAGAUACCGUGCACUCACAACCCGUUCAACCCUGGAACUGUUCGUCCUGCAAUGCUGUAAGAUCUCAGUUUAAUGUUUAACUCACUCAUCUACCUUAUCUUUCAAAUGGAGGGGGAGAGAGAAAAUGUUCUUUGAAAAACAUUCCAGCUCUGUUGAUGGCUCUCAGAGACCUCCUUUACUGUUGCUAUAGUAACAGUUGUCUUGUUUUUCCUCAUGUAUUCUGUUUGAUAACACUUUUGAUGUGGUGGUGUGGGAAUGGUAGUUCAGUGUGCUCGUGUUUUGAUGAUUUAUAUUCGGAAUCGAACCUGUAUUGGUGUAUUUUCCAACUGUACGUCUGAUACGAGGGAGGCUGAUAAAAGCAGGACUUUAGGGGUUUUUUCUUAUGAAGCGAUCUGUGAAGUGUUGCGGAUGUGUUUCAACAUGUCACAGGGUGUUGGCGUUUAUUCUGCUGCACUCGUGCUUAGCAGUGAGUAUAAUGUUUACACUACGUGAUGCAGCUUUAUACUCAAAGUUUAUUAUAUAAAUAAAAGACACAACUUUGACCUUCAACACUGUGUUUGUUGUUGACCCACCAGCAUGUAUUUUGCCGCUUUAUUAUACACAAUAAUUGUUCAACUUUGAAAUAGAGUAAAUCCUCUUAGAAUUGGGGUCACAAGAGUGAACAGUUUUCAGGAAGCAGCUUUCCUUUUAUUUUCUACUGUAUAUACAGUUCAUUUGAACCCAAGUUUUAUACGAAUCGUUAUUUAAAUUCUUUGUUCAUUAGUUGUUAAGUGUUUUAUUGUUGCAUAGCAUCUUUUCAGUAAAUGCAUAAUAGUUCAAACAAAAAACAUUUCAAAAUUAAAUGACAAUGUCAAAUAAAAAACAUAAUGAAAGAUA